UUUGUCUCUUUAAAUUCCAAAAACAGAGCUUAAAUGGAGAACGAGAAACUACGCAUAAGUUAGAAAAAGUCUUCCUCAAUGGCAAAUGCUUCAGCUUCCUCACCUACCAAUCCACACUUUUUCCAGCCUCUUCUUCCUGGUUUUCAAAGCCACCUUAACAUUCCCAUGGCGUUCUACUCAAAGCACAUAAAGGGAACAACCAACGAGGGCAAUGCCAACGCGGUGGUGGUAAAGCUGAGAUCGGACGCUUCUGAUUUAACGUGGGAAGUUAAGAUGGACGGUCGGAGACUCACCCAAGGCUGGCAAGAGUUCACCACCAGUCAUGAUCUCCGGGUCGGUGAUAUAGUCAUCUUUAGACAUGAUGGAGAUUUGUUGUUCCAUGUCACAACUUUUGGGCCUAGUUGCUGUGAGAUACAAUACGAUGAUGAUGUCUUUCAAAUAUCCUCUGAUUCAGAUAAAGAGAUGAAUCAAGAAACAAGAGAAGCAGUCUUUCCAUCAGAUAAAUCUUGUUUUGUAGCUCGUGUCACCCCGUCUAAUCUAAAAAAAGAUGCACUGUUUCUUCCAAGAGACUUUUCAAGGUCUAAUGGUUUGACGAAUCGUGAGUGCGAGAUCACUCUACUGAACGAGUAUGGAAAACCAUGGACAGCGUUGCUGAUCUAUUACAAAACAACGGGUGAUGUUUACCUCAGACGCGGCUGGAGAAACUUCUGCCACGAAAAUCAGAAAGGAGCUAAUGGCUUAUUGACUUUCAAGCUUGUGCAAGCAGGUACAAAACCUGUUCUCCAGUUGUGUUCGUCCAUGCACAACCGAGACUGUAUCCGAGGCUCUUCUUCUUCAAAAAGCCAAGGCAGAUUCUUGACACUAACUCUUACACAUUACAAUUUCAAGAGAUGUAAACUGUGUCUACCAGCUACAUUUUUGAAGGCGAAUGGUAUCACAAGCGCAAGGAAGAUAAUUCUUGUGGACAGACACGGGAUCAAAAGGACAACGAGUCUUAAACCUGAUAACAACUUUGGAAGAAUGAGACUGGGAAAAGGGUGGAAAGAGUUCUGUGAAGUUAAUGGAGUGAAGGCUGGUGAUGCCAUCAAGCUGGAACUCAUCAAGGAAGAAGAAGAAGAAGAUAGAUCUGCUACAUAUCUACUUAAGUUCUGCACUAAAGUCUAAAACUCUCUCUUUUUUGUGAAUCUAAGCAUUCUCUGAGUCCUUACUCCUUAAUGAGGUUAGAUUGUAAAGGGAUACUAAUUUUGUACAUAAGUCUUGAUGACUAGGCUAUCUUUUUUUUUUUU
Raphanus sativus (radish) is the source of this 1286-nucleotide messenger RNA. Its product is annotated as B3 domain-containing protein REM10-like. The transcript has 5 exons. Lineage: Eukaryota; Viridiplantae; Streptophyta; Magnoliopsida; Brassicales; Brassicaceae. The coding region runs from base 79 to 1164 and encodes 361 amino acids. The record is from RefSeq and is a predicted model, not a curated record. Gene Ontology annotation, molecular function: DNA binding.